This is a messenger RNA of Drosophila busckii, 842 nucleotides long. RefSeq names its product dnaJ-like protein 60. NCBI's taxonomy places the organism in Eukaryota, Metazoa, Arthropoda, Insecta, Diptera, Drosophilidae. The record is from RefSeq and is a predicted model, not a curated record. Bases 78 to 725 code for a protein of 215 amino acids. The transcript is spliced from 4 exons.
AAAUUCUUGUGCAAAUCAAAAAACAGUUUUUAUAUUUAUUUAGUAUGCAGUUUUAAAUAAAAAGACCAACGUACAAUAUGCUGCGACUAACGUUGCUGAAAUUCAACAGUAAUCUUUGUAAAUUAUAUCCAUUGCGCAGUUUAGGCGGCAAUGCGAGAUGGAAGAGCAACAAGGUGCUAACAUACUAUGAAGUGCUAAACGUGCCCAAUGAUUGCAGCUCACGGGAUAUACGCAAUGCAUUUGUCAAACUCUCAAAACAGUAUCAUCCAGAUGCAACGGGCAACAAAGAAACAAAUGCAGAGCAGUUUGUACAAAUAUCUGAGGCUUACAAGACGUUGGUAAAGGAAACAACGCGCAGGGAAUAUGAUGACAGUCUGCUAUGGAGUCCAAGCGGCUCAGCGCGCUCGCCGCUUGAUGUGGGGCAGACCUGGGAAGUUAAGCCUAAUUAUCAUCCCAAUCCGGGUCCCUACUAUGGCAUCAAGGGCAUUGAACGCGUUUCAAACAUUAAAGUGGCUUUGUUUCUCUUGGUGCUGGGCAUAGCCGGCGCCGUUUUUGGCUUCAGCUCAGUGAAGCACUCAUUUCAUCUGCAUCGACAGGUGCAAGAUGAAGUCUCUGCUGAGGCAAACACCCACCAUGCUACAGUUGUGGCCGAUGCACAAAAAUAUGGCAACAAGGAGCAGAUUAAACGCAUGGCUGAGCGCUUGGCGCGAGAUCCAUACAAAUAACUUGUUGACACUUUAACAAUGUAGUCUAAAAUAAUAGAGAAAUUUUAUUUUGCUUAAAUGCUGUGGAAUAUGUUUUGAGCCAAGCUGUAACUCUGGAUGCGGGUAAGCAGUCAUAAC